ACUCUCUCCCUGCUCUUGCCACUCACUCCCCACGUUUUCAGAAACACUAUAUUCCAUCUGACUCUAAAUGGCGCUUGAAGCGGGAUGUACAAUGUCGAAUUUGGAUGCGUUAUGUUGACGAUGACGAUUGCUUAAUGAUGGAUAACAACAGCGCCGAUAUCUCUGACAAACUGAAUACAACUUUAGGGAUUGACUUAAGUGCUGAAGAUGUCCAGAACCAACCCGAGUUUUGCCAGCUGCUUUCUGUGCUGACCAAUCACAUCAGUAAUGAAGGAGUAUCAACUCUAGUGCAAAAAGAUCUCCUACAGGCAGAAGAAGAAUUAAAACAUGAGAAACACAGUUGGCUGUUACAGAAGAUUCUCUACCACGAACUUGAAGAGCUUUUGCGAGAUUAUGAUAUAAAGUCUCAAGACACUGCACUCUCGACAGAAGAUAGACAGUUCCACACCAUCCUACAGGAGACACUGACUCGGGCAGAGAUCUCCGACUACCUGGACUGCUCUCCUGAUCCCACGUCUACAGACACUCUGUUAGGUCUGAGUAAAACAGAACUGUCCCAGCAGAACCCCCACAGAAAGCAUCUACCAUUUAUACAACAAAAGCUGAUCCCGGACAUAGAGAAGAGGCUGAGAGAGAAGUGUGACAGCCUCAUCAACUUUCAUCAGACUGGUUUAGAAGAGGAUGAUGUAGAGCCGGCCUUCAAUCCUACAACACAGUUACCUGCCCUUGUGGAAUCUGAUAAACACCAGCUGCAAAAGACGAAGGCUCAAUUGAAAACUGUGAAACAUAAUAAAGACAAACAGUUCUGGCAGUACUACAAGACGCUGAUAGACUCCUUGGGAGUGCUGGAGGAGGUGGUCGCCAAACAUAGAUUCCAGAACCAGACUGAACAGAACACUGUCACCACAGAAUGGCUGGUGGGCAGGUGUGACGGGCUCUGUUUAAAGAUCAGAUUGCUGGAGAUGCAGGUCUUGUGUGACACGUACACCAAAGAUACAGUGAAGGCCUUACAUUCUGUCAGAGAUCACUUAGACAGCAACUUCCGUGAGACUGAUAAGGAGUUCCACCACGUCUGCCAGGCUCUACGGUCGUACGAGUCAGUAGGGAUGGGAUUCGAUGAACUGGUGGAGGAAUUCAGGAAACUCAAAGAAGAGAAAGAUAAUAAACAAUGGGCGCUGACAGAACUACAUCGGGGAGGCGAUAAACAGGGAACAGUGGCAAAACCUUGACUGAAGCCCUGGUAGAUCUCAACAGGGAAGGUGAUUUACUUUGAACAGCAUCCUCAAAAUUCCAGGGAUUAUGCUCAAAUAUCUUUUGUACACCCCUGGAAAAUGUAAUGCCGAGAUCCAAGGCUCUGAGUCUCUAUAUUCCACCUUGUGAAUGCUACAUUUAAACUAGUUGGAUACUUUUAUGUCCAUCAAAAGAAUCGCAUGGCAGGGUAACAGUAAAUUGUUAGGCUUUGAAAUCUCCUCCUGAAAUUUUAAAAGGACAGGUAUCAGCUUAGCAAUUUGUCAGUUUGAUUUAACCUGAAACCAUUCAAAUAGUAGUAUAACUAACUGCAUGCUUUGGAUUUUCUGAUAACAUAUUCAAGGGCGUGCAGAGAACUUAGUGAGUGAAAACAGCUCUUACAAAUUUAAGAAUGACUGAAUAGUAGGAAAACUUUGACAUUGCUCUUAAAGAGUUGUUUAUGCUGAAUACUUAUAAAACAUUGACUCAUAGCUUUUUACAAGAGAGGAACAUUGAAUGAUAGAUUUAUGCAAGAGAGGUGAUACCAUAGCUCUCACCUAGCCUGUAUGUAGGAGAGGUGAUACCCUGGCUCUCACCUAGCCUGUAUGUAGGAGAGGUGUUACUCUGGCUCUCACCUAGCCUGUUUGUAGGAGAGGUGAUACCAUGGCUCUCACCUAGCCUGUUUGUAGGAGAGGUGAUACCCUUGCUCUCACCUAGCCUGUAUGUAGGAGAGGUGUUACCCUGGCUCUCACCUAGCCUGUAUGUAGGAGGGGUGAUACCCUGGCUCUCACCUAGCCUGUAUGUAGAAGAGGUGAAACCCUUGCUCUCACCUAGCCUGUAUGUAGGAGAGGCGAUACCCUGGCUCUCA
This is a messenger RNA of Mizuhopecten yessoensis (Yesso scallop), 2095 nucleotides long. Its product is annotated as HAUS augmin-like complex subunit 4. Gene Ontology annotation, molecular function: microtubule minus-end binding. The transcript has 10 exons. Bases 105 to 1229 code for a protein of 374 amino acids. Gene Ontology annotation, cellular component: HAUS complex. Lineage: Eukaryota; Metazoa; Mollusca; Bivalvia; Pectinida; Pectinidae. Gene Ontology annotation, biological process: centrosome cycle; spindle assembly. The record is from RefSeq and is a predicted model, not a curated record.